Salvelinus namaycush (lake trout) is the source of this 984-nucleotide messenger RNA. Its product is annotated as E3 ubiquitin-protein ligase RNF182-like. Bases 147 to 908 code for a protein of 253 amino acids. Gene Ontology annotation, biological process: protein ubiquitination. Lineage: Eukaryota; Metazoa; Chordata; Actinopteri; Salmoniformes; Salmonidae. Gene Ontology annotation, molecular function: ubiquitin protein ligase activity. The record is from RefSeq and is a predicted model, not a curated record. The transcript has a single exon.
UGGGGAUUAUACAAAUAUAUCAACAAUGUCAACGUAGGCUAUACAAUUCAUCAGCGAGAUGAUGGCGCUUUUAUGAACGGGGGAUAGACGAACACUGUUAUCUACAUAUCUGCCUGUAGGCUCCUUUGUCUUCGUAGAGAAUGUGAAUGGCGAAAGAUGACAUGGCAGAGGUAGAUUCAGCAUCCAGUGGAGCGGAACCCACGCGCGGGCUGGAGAUAGCAUUCCCAUACGAGGAGUAUGAAUGCAAAAUAUGUUACAAUUAUUUCGACCUUGACCGUCGCGCACCCAAGAUUUUAGAAUGCUUGCACACAUUUUGCGAGGAGUGCCUGAACACUAUCCAUCUCCGCGAGGAGCGUCCAUGGCGAAUCAGCUGCCCUAUAUGUCGCCACAGGACGCCCGUGCCGGACUAUCGGAUACAAAACCUGCCCAAUAAUACCAAGGUAACGGAGGAUUUCCCAUUGUACAUUGACUCUGACCCUCUGCCUCAGGAUGCCUUGCCCCUCUACCCUCCUCCGUUGCACCCCGCACUCGUCGCCCUCAGGCGCGAGGAGGCAUCGGGGGCGUCCACGAGCCAAGCUACCCCCUCCACUACCUUGUCCACCGCCACUACCCUCUCCCAGGACUCCGUGCGCUAUGACAGCUGUCAGAGCUGCAAGCGGGUUGCCCUGACUACGGGCUGUGUGUGUGUGAUAUUCUCCUUUCUGUCCAUGCUGGUUCUGCUCUUCAUGGGCCUGAUCUUCGUGCACAGUCACAGCAACCCGCCCUCGCCCGCGGGACCCAUCUGCCUGUCGGUGGCCAGCAUCCUAGCCAUGUUCUCGGUGGUCGUCACGUGGCUGAUCUGCUGGUUAAAAUAUAGACCCGAUCACGAGUCAGGCCGCUCAUCUGGAACGAAUAGGAGGAACGCCUGAUAAUGAAGAUGCUAAUCAUGAUGAUAAUGUGAUGUGUGUGUGAUUAUGUAAAUACUGCUGUAUACUAGCAUAAUGU